This is a messenger RNA of Mus caroli (Ryukyu mouse), 3796 nucleotides long. It is a transcript of the gene Dzip1l, whose product is annotated as DAZ interacting zinc finger protein 1 like. NCBI's taxonomy places the organism in Eukaryota, Metazoa, Chordata, Mammalia, Rodentia, Muridae. Gene Ontology annotation, biological process: cilium assembly. Gene Ontology annotation, cellular component: cytoplasm; ciliary basal body. The record is from RefSeq and is a predicted model, not a curated record.
CCUGAGCUACUGGAGUGGAGAGAGGCGUAGGGUCUGCGCGGCUGGCAGCAUCCUCGGGCUGCACUGUAGGAGAUGGAGUGAGUCUGGACUUGCGGAUGGGGAAGCCAGCUUUGUAGCCGAGAUACACUGAGGGUUUAUGGUCUCCAGCACUGGCCCUGUCAUGAUUUGCUGUGAACCCUGGCAGCCCCUCCAUUCUGCACGAGAAGCCUCAGGUCCUCUUUCAGCUCCUUGGCCCGUGGUCCUGGUGGCAUUCUACCCCUGUGGUCAGCCCAGAGCCUCUCCUGCCCAUGCAGUACCCAGCAGCCACUGCUGAAGGCCUUAGUGGCCCACUGUCCGGGGCCUACACGCUUCCCGCCUUCAAGUUCCAGCCUCGCCGUGAGAGCAUAGACUGGAGACGAAUCAGUGCCGUGGACGUGGACCGUGUGGCCCGGGAGCUGGACGUGGCCACGCUGCAGGAGAACAUUGCUGGCGUCACCUUCUGUAACCUGGACGGGGAGGUGUGCAACCACUGUAGGCAGCCGGUGGACCCGGUGCUGCUCAAGGUACUGCGCCUGGCACAGCUCAUCAUUGAGUACCUGCUGCAUUGCCAGGACUGCCUGAGUGCCAGCGUAGCGCAGCUGGAAGCACGGCUGCAGGCCAGCCUGGGCCAGCAGCAGCGUGGCCAGCAGGAGCUGGGUCGCCAAGCCGAUGAGCUCAAGGGCGUUCGGGAGGAGAGCCGGCGUAGGCGAAAGAUGAUCAGCACCCUGCAGCAGCUGCUUCUGCAGACGAGUGCCCACAGCUACCACACGUGCCAUUUGUGUGACAAGACCUUCAUGAAUGCCACCUUUCUCCGGGGCCACAUCCAGCGCAGGCAUGCAGGCAUGGCAGACGUUGGAAAGCAGAAGCAGGAACAGCCACUGGGGGAGGUGCUGGAGGAGCUUCGGGCCAAGCUCAAGUGGACCCAAGGGGAGCUGGAAGCCCAGAGGGAGGCUGAGCGGCAGCGGCAGGUCCAGGAAUUAGAGAUGACUCGUCAGCGGGAAAUGGAAGCUAAAAAAAAGUUCGAUGAAUGGAAAGAAAAAGAACGCAGCAAGCUUUAUGGGGAGAUAGACAAGCUGAAACAGCUGUUUUGGGAUGAAUUCAAAACUGUUGCCAACCAGAACUCCACGUUAGAAGAGAAACUGAAGGCACUGCAGUCCUACAGCAUGACGGAGUCCCACCUUGGGUCUCUGCGGGAUGAAGAGUCAGAGGAGAGACUCAAGCAUGCCCAGGAGCUCCAGGCCCUUCGAGAAAAGAUGGAAGUCCAGAAAACAGAGUGGAAGAGGAAAAUGAAGGCCCUGCAUGAAGAGCGGGUAGCUGAGAGGAGACAGCUGCAGGAGGAGAAUGAGAGGCUCCACGUGUCCCUGUCUCAGGACCAGAAGAAAGCAGCUGCCCAGUCUCAGCGCCAUAUCAAUGCCCUCCGUGCCCAGCUUCAAGAACAAGCCAGGCUUAUCGAGUCCCAGGAGGAGACGAUCCAGACUUUGUCCCUCAGGAAGGUGGAGGAAGUCCAAGAGAUGCCAAAGGCUGUGGCCACAGAGGAGGACUCUUCUGAAGAAGAGCUCGAGGCCUCCCUUGAGGAGCGGCAGGAGCAACGGAAGGUGUUAGCAGCUCUCAGGAAAAACCCCACUUGGCUGAAGCAGUUCCGGCCCAUCCUGGAGGACACCCUGGAAGAGAAGCUGGAGGGCCUGGGGAUCAAGAGGGACACAAAGGGAAUUUCUGCUCAGACUGUCCGACGCCUGGAGCCCCUGCUGAGAGCCCAACGGGAGCAGAUAGCCCGAAGCUUCCGAGAGUUUCCCAGUCUGAGGGAAAAGCUCAACAAGGAAGUGAGCAGCAGGGUGAAGAAAAGAUGGGAGAGUACAGCUGUGGCGUCCCAGCCAGAUGGCCAGCCUCCAGUCAAAAGCCAGCGGAUCACACUGGCCACAAGGGAGGUCCGGCCAAAGACCAGGACCUUGACUGUGGCACUGCCAUCUAAACCAGCAGAACCUUCAACGCCAACUCUUCAGGGCCACAGCAGCCAUGGCCCCGGCCUCACCCAGGUGUCCACCCCCAUUCCACGCCCCAGAGUGCAUGGACCCUCCAGUACCCCUGUUUCCCCUGGGUCCGGGCUGAGCAGCACCCCGCCUUUUAGUUCUGAAGAAGAGCCAGAGGGAGACAUCGUGCAACGCGUGUCCCUUCAGCCUCCUAAAGUUCUCUCUAGGUCAGCAGCCAAGCCUGAGGACAACUGGGGCUGGUCUGAUUCCGAGACCUCAGAGGAGAGUGCCCAACCUCCUGGGAGGGGCUCAGGUGGGCUGGCUUCUUCAGGAACACUGGUACAGUCAAUUGUCAAAAACCUUGAGAAGCAGCUUGAAACGCCAGCCAAGAAGCCUUCUGGAGGGGUCAAUAUGUUCUUAAGGCCCAACUCUGCCCUUCAGAGGGCUUCCACACCAGCAAGAAAGUCUCAGCUUUCAGAAGAUGAGAGUGACUUGGAGAUCUCGUCUUUGGAAGAUCUCUCCCAAGACCUGGGCCAGAAAGGAAAGCCAAAGCCUUUGACCCACUCAAAGCUCCCAGAAAAGUUUGAUGUCAGCCCUUGGAGCUCGGGGUCACGACCCAGGAUUCCUGGCUGGUGAUUCUCUUACGUUUGCCAGAGAGCUUAGCCCUGUUUCUUGGCUGGUCUCACCCAAAUGGAAGAGGCCAUCAGGCCUCCCGCUUUCACUAGCAGCCAAGAAAUCUUUCCCUUGAAGAGAAGCAGAGUAGGAGACAGACAGAACCUCUAUUCAUCCCCUGACCGCUACCCCAAAGGGCUGGGUCCUGUGCUGGGUCUUGUGUAAAUGUGAGAAGGAUUGUAACAGGACUUCCGAGCGUUUCUUCCAUGAUCCCUACGUCCAGUCCAGACUGAAAGUAGUCACUGUUUCUAAGUUUUUGUAAUCUGCAGGUCAACGUGGAGUUGGGUCCUGAGUCAGUUACCAGUUAGGUAGUCUAUGGUGGACUCUCUAGCUUUUCACUACUGAGUUGGGGUGCAGACAGAGGUAGGAGGUACAAAGUGCCUGCUACCAGGGCCAGGCACAGUAAACGAGUGCUAGCCUGCUACCAGGGCCAGGCAUAGUAAUCGAGUACUAGGCAUUAGAGUGUUGGGAUGGCAUGGUUGAGGCUGGCUGCCCUACUUUCAUUUCUGUUGCUGUGAUAAACAUUCCGACCAAAAGCACCUUAGAGGAAGAAAGGCUUUGUUAGUCUAUGACUGCAAGGAGAUGAAGGCUGGACCAUGAAGGUAGGCCUGCUUGCUGUUCCACACAGCACUACCUCUGACCAAGGAAUUCAUUUCACAGCCAAAGAAACAUGUUAGGAACCCUAGAGGAUACUGCUUGCUAACUGCAGCUGUGUGUACUCAGCUAGCUCUUUUUAUACAGUUCAGGACCUCCUGCCUGGGGAUGGUACUGCCCACAGUAGGCUGGGCUCUCCUAUAUCCAUGAGCAAUCUAGACAAUCCCUCACAGACAUUGUCCUCAAAGCACUUCCUCUGAGGAGGCUCUCCUCUUGGACAGUUCUCAGUUGUGACAAAUGGAUAUUUAAAACUAACCAGGACACCAUUCCACCGAGUCCAGGAUGACCCUGGAGAAAGCCCCCAGAGUUGUGUUGUGCGGUGGAGCUUGGUCAUGACAAUAAAAAGAGCAAUGUGGAUGAAGCCUCUUGUCCCCAUAGAACCAUACAUUUAAUUUUUGAGAUUGUUUCUGAAUGAGAUUUUUUUAUAUAUUGACUGUAUUUUUGGGCAGAGAAGGUUGUUGUUGUUGUUUUUGAGACAGGGUUUC